UCCAACCAACCCCUUGAUCUUCCUCCAUUAAAGGACUGUUCUCAAGCUUCCAUUUCCCCACCACAUUACAGAGAACCAUCUAAGAGUAAACUCUCUCUCAGUUUCACCUCUUAUUAACUUCUUCCAAGGGCUCAGAAUAURAACAACUCCGGCGACGCAACCGUCAUCGACAUGCCGAAAACCGGUGGCAGCAGCAAGAAGAAAGCGCUUGCUUCCGCCGCUCCCCGCCAAGAGAACGGCGGGUGGAAGCGGGGGCUCGCCGUGUUUGACUUUGUUCUGAGGCUUGGCGCCUUGGGCGCCGCCUUGGGUGCCGCCGCCGCCAUGGGAACUAGCGACGAAACUCUUCCUUUCUUCACUCAGUUCUUUCAGUUUGAAGCUAGUUACGACGAUCUACCCACUUUUCAAUUCUUCCUUGUGGCCAUGGGAAUUGUCGGCGGUUACCUGGUUCUCUCCCUUCCGUUCUCUAUCGUCUGCAUCGUUCGCUCGACUGCAGUCGGAAUCCGAUUGCUCCUCAUCAUUCUCGAYACUGUGGCUCUCACAUUGGCCACGUCAGCAGCCGGCGCCGCCGCCGCUAUAGUGUACCUGGCCCACAGCGGCAACUCCGGCACCAACUGGCUGGCGAUCUGCGACCAGUUCGGCGAUUUCUGCCAGAAAGUGAGCGGCGCGGUGGUCGGAUCCUUCAUCGCGGUUUUUCUGAUGAUGUUCCUCAUCUUGUUAUCUGCUUUCGCCAUCAGAAAGUCUCACUAAUCGCCGCCGCUGCCGGCCGGACGGUGACCGCUCCGGUGUCUAUGUGCUUUUGUUUAAAUAUUUUCCUUUCAAAGAUCAUUGGGUUGUAAUUUUCUUUCUUGAUCUCUUUUGCUUUGUAAUUGGUUUUCUUUGGCUACGUAUUACACUCUAAUUUUUGUGAUAAAUCCAUUUACUAUUGUGGUU
This is a messenger RNA of Momordica charantia (bitter melon), 930 nucleotides long. RefSeq names its product casparian strip membrane protein 1-like. Lineage: Eukaryota; Viridiplantae; Streptophyta; Magnoliopsida; Cucurbitales; Cucurbitaceae. The record is from RefSeq and is a predicted model, not a curated record.